Messenger RNA from Engraulis encrasicolus (European anchovy), 1464 nucleotides. Its product is annotated as KATNB1-like protein 1. Gene Ontology annotation, cellular component: nucleolus. The coding region runs from base 65 to 1183 and encodes 372 amino acids. The record is from RefSeq and is a predicted model, not a curated record. Gene Ontology annotation, molecular function: microtubule binding. The transcript has 10 exons. Lineage: Eukaryota; Metazoa; Chordata; Actinopteri; Clupeiformes; Engraulidae.
UACUUGUAUGACGCCGAGAUUACUCUUGCGGCAGAAUGUCUCUAAUCUGGCUCUUGCCAGAUAAAUGUGUAGUUCAAUCUUGACGCGAGCCAAGUUGUUACAAUGUUACAUUGUUCCCAGGCAGUUGUUACUGUUCUACGGGCAGCAUACCGUCAGACGUUAUGGGCAUGUAAUGACAAGUGUUAUAGGAGAGGCGUUCACCAUGUCUUCAGAAGACCAUGAUGACGAGGGAGGCUACCAGAGUGUUGAUGACGGCUCAGCUGAUGAUGAAGGACGGAUGUACUGGAUAAGAUUCUCCUCUGCAAAACACCUGGAGGUGGAGUCCUCCACAAAGGAGGAAACAAUCAAGAAACGAAACCCUAUAGUCCGUUCGGGAAACGCCCCCGGGAGGCUCAAGCGAGUGCUGUCCAGCAAAAGGAAAAAGCACCGGCCCCUCACCGUCAGUACGGCUAUCCGUAGGAAGCAGCUCCAGGGCAAGCUCCAGGACGCAGCAGGUGGUGAGGGCCAAUUCAGCAGCACCUUCGGCAGCAGGGACGGAGACGAGACGAGAGGGGCUAUGCCGCUGAAGGAACGGGAGAUGCCCAAUAGACUCAGCCAGAAAGGCCAACAGCGUACAGAGUACCAGCCGCUGGUGGCGAGGGACGAGGUGGACACCAAGUACCGAGACUUCUUCAAAGAGGUGACUGGAGAGCACAGCAGAAUGACACAAGUGCUGUCUGGGAGGCUUCUCCGCCUCAAGAUCGCUUGCAGUCUGUGGAAAAGAAGCUCGGAGGAACUGCUGACAUACUUGUUAAGGCUUGAAGACAUAAGCUUGCUUGUUGACUGCCUUCCCAUCAUUACAAAACGCCUUCAACAGGAAACCUCAGACAUCUCCCUGGGAUUCUGUGUGGAACUUCUUCCAUUGGUCAAGAGCGCCCUCCAGAGUCCAUUUGAAGACUAUCUGACGGUGGCUUUGAACUGGGUGCAGUCUGUCCAGAACAAAUGGUGGCCACAGUUCAUGGGACAAUGUGACAAGGAACUGAACACAGAUCUGUCCGAUAGGUAUGUGUGGAGAAAUAUUUAUACAAUAAGGAGCCAGCUACAAGCUUUGCGAGAACAUGCAUCACGCAUAUGUUUAUUCUCUGGAAACACAGGCAAAAUAGCAAAGAGUGUGCAGGCAAGUUUGGUCCAGCUGCCAAGGUGAUGGGGGGGAUGCAGAGGAUGCUGAGACCUAACAACUGACACUUGACUUCAAAUAGGCUACCCCAGACAGUGUUUCAGAAGAAAUCACUUUUGCACUUUUGAUUUAUAUAAAUCUGAGAAUCUGACUCAGGUGUAACUUGUGGAGAUUGUGUAGUCUACCUUACUGAAAAAAUAAAUAAAUUGCAUUGUAACAUUGUAAUAAAUGAGGAAAACAGACAACAUGUACCUCGACUACAAAUGGGUUUGGGAAACACAAUGAAUUUGUAUGUAAACUAUUGUUAU